Molecule: messenger RNA, 1511 nt
Organism: Labrus bergylta (ballan wrasse)
Lineage: Eukaryota; Metazoa; Chordata; Actinopteri; Labriformes; Labridae
Gene: rhcgb
Product: Rh family, C glycoprotein b
Biological process (GO): ammonium homeostasis; ammonium transmembrane transport
Cellular component (GO): plasma membrane
Molecular function (GO): ammonium channel activity
Source: RefSeq, a predicted model, not a curated record
AUGGGCUGCGUUCAAAGCUUCAGGGAAAUGUGCGACCGUACAAAAAACACAAACGUCCGUCUGAGUCUUCCAGCGGUUUGCUUCGUUUGGCAAACAGCCAUGAUCAUCUUGUUUGGGGUGUUUGUUCGUUACAACAAGGAAUCAGAUCCACACUGGAUAGAGGAGAGGAAAAUUAACAAUAUAUCAAGUGACAUUGAGAAUGACUUCUACUUCAGAUAUCCAAGUUUCCAGGACGUCCAUGUGAUGAUCUUUGUUGGAUUUGGCUUCCUGAUGACAUUUCUGAAGCGGUACAGUUUCGGUGCCGUGGGUUUCAAUUUCCUUAUUGCAGCUUUUGGCCUCCAGUGGGCGCUGCUAAUGCAAGGCUGGUUCCACUCCCUUGACGAUGAUGGAAAGAUCAGAAUAGGAAUUGAAAACCUGAUCAAUGCUGACUUCUGUGUGGCAGGCUGUUUGAUCGCCUAUGGCGCAGUGCUCGGUAAAGUCAGUCCAGUCCAGCUAAUGGUUCUUACUCUGUUUGGGAUCACGUUGUUCGCUGUGGAGGAGUAUAUCAUUAUUGAUCUCAUUCAUGCCAGAGAUGCCGGAGGAUCUAUGGUGAUCCACACGUUUGGAGCUUAUUAUGGUCUUGCCAUCUCGUGGAUGCUGUAUCGACCAAGCCUGGACCAGAGCAGUCGUCUGCAGGUCUCCGUGUACCACUCAGAUGUUUUUGCUAUGAUUGGCACCCUCUUCCUGUGGAUGUUCUGGCCCAGUUUCAACUCAGCCAUCGCAGACCACGGCGAUGGGCAGCACAGAGCAGCCAUAAACACCUACCUCUCUUUGGCUUCAACUGUGCUCACCACUGUGGCCAUCUCCAGCCUGUUUCAGAAGCACGGGAAACUAGACAUGGUUCAUAUCCAGAACUCCACUCUUGCUGGAGGUGUUGCAGUAGGAACUGCAGCAGAGUUCAUGCUAAUGCCCUACGGGUCUCUGAUUGUAGGAUUCUGCUGUGGCAUCAUCUCCACACUCGGCUAUAUCUACCUCUCACCAUUCAUGGAGAAGUAUUUAAAGAUCCAGGACACAUGUGGGAUCCAUAACCUGCAUGCCAUUCCCGGUGUCAUAGGUGGCAUUGUGGGGGCCAUUACUGCUGCAGCUGCAUCUGCAUCAGUUUAUGGAAAAGAAGGGCUGAUAAACACCUUUGACUUCGAGGGUGAUUUCGAAAACACGGCUCCCACUCGGCAGGGGGGUCUACAGGCUGCAGCACUCUGUGUGGCAAUCUGCUUCGGUGUAGGUGGAGGCAUCAUUGUCGGUUGUAUUUUAAGAUUACCUAUCUGGGGAGAUCCUGCAGAUGACAGUUGUUUUGAUGAUGAGCACUACUGGGAGCUUCCUGACGAUGAAGAGAGCGAACUACCAGUCCUUCAUUACAACAACCACAUGCUGAACCAAGAAAUAGCUCAGACCAAUUUCAACAUGGAUCAGAAGUGACACCAGGCCUUCAUCCUGAGCGGCCUGCAUCACACAUGGCCCAUUACUUCUUUCUU